AAUAGGAGGAGUUUCCGGUUCCGGUGGGGCCGUCCCUAGCGGCGGAGAUGGCGGCGGCAGUGGCGGAGGCUGCGGCCUCGGGCUCAGAAGAGCCCCAGGGAGAGGCUGAAGCCCCCGGCCCCGCCUGGGAUGAAUCCCAACUGCGCAGUUAUAGCUUCCCGACCCGGCCUAUCCCGCGUCUGAGUCAGAGCGACCCCCGGGCGGAGGAGCUCAUCGAGAAUGAGGAACCUGUGGUGCUGACCGACACAAAUCUUGUAUAUCCUGCCCUGAAGUGGGACCUUGAAUACCUGCAAGAGAAUAUUGGCAACGGAGACUUCUCUGUAUACAGUGCUAGCACCCACAAGUUCUUGUACUAUGAUGAGAAGAAGAUGGCUAAUUUCCAGAACUUUAAGCCGAGAUCCAACAGGGAGGAAAUGAAAUUUCAUGAGUUUGUUGAGAAACUGCAGGAUAUACAGCAGCGAGGAGGGGAAGAAAGGUUGUAUCUGCAGCAAACACUCAACGACACCGUGGGCAGAAAGAUCGUCAUGGACUUCUUGGGUUUUAACUGGAACUGGAUUAAUAAGCAGCAGGGAAAGCGUGGCUGGGGGCAGCUGACUUCUAACCUCCUGCUCAUCGGCAUGGAAGGAAAUGUGACACCUGCUCACUAUGAUGAGCAGCAGAACUUCUUUGCUCAGAUAAAAGGCUACAAACGAUGCAUCUUGUUCCCUCCGGAUCAAUUUGAGUGCCUCUACCCAUACCCUGUCCAUCACCCAUGUGACAGACAGAGCCAGGUGGACUUUGACAAUCCUGACUACGAGAGGUUCCCCAAUUUCCAAAACGUGGUUGGUUACGAAACGGUGGUUGGCCCUGGUGAUGUCCUUUAUAUCCCAAUGUACUGGUGGCAUCACAUAGAGUCAUUACUAAAUGGGGGGAUUACCAUCACUGUGAACUUCUGGUAUAAGGGGGCUCCCACCCCUAAGAGAAUUGAAUAUCCUCUCAAAGCUCACCAGAAAGUGGCCAUAAUGAGAAACAUUGAGAAGAUGCUUGGAGAGGCCUUGGGGAAUCCACAAGAGGUGGGGCCCUUGUUGAACACAAUGAUCAAGGGCCGAUACAACUAGCCUGCCAGGGGUCAAGGCCUACUGCCAGGUGACUGCUAUCCCGUCCACACCGCUUCAUUGAUGAGGACAGGAGACUCCAAGCGCUAGUAUUGCACGCUGCACUUAAUGGACUGGACUCUUGCCAUGGCCCUGGAGGCAGGUGUUUGGGGCGAGGCAGGGCAGUUGGCACUCCACUCCCAUUUGGAGGGACUUCUUACCCUUGCCUCUUGUGCCCCAGCACCUUCCCUCUCUGCCCCUCUAAGGUCCUGCAUUCAGUGUGUGGA
Messenger RNA from Galeopterus variegatus (Sunda flying lemur), 1360 nucleotides. It is a transcript of the gene HIF1AN, whose product is annotated as hypoxia inducible factor 1, alpha subunit inhibitor. Gene Ontology annotation, cellular component: cytoplasm; nucleus. The coding region runs from base 48 to 1097 and encodes 349 amino acids. The record is from RefSeq and is a predicted model, not a curated record. Gene Ontology annotation, biological process: negative regulation of Notch signaling pathway; peptidyl-aspartic acid hydroxylation. Gene Ontology annotation, molecular function: peptidyl-histidine dioxygenase activity; ankyrin repeat binding; [protein]-asparagine 3-dioxygenase activity. The transcript has 8 exons. Lineage: Eukaryota; Metazoa; Chordata; Mammalia; Dermoptera; Cynocephalidae.